Xiphophorus hellerii (green swordtail) is the source of this 2570-nucleotide messenger RNA. Its product is annotated as calcium-independent phospholipase A2-gamma-like. Bases 33 to 2453 code for a protein of 806 amino acids. Gene Ontology annotation, cellular component: membrane. NCBI's taxonomy places the organism in Eukaryota, Metazoa, Chordata, Actinopteri, Cyprinodontiformes, Poeciliidae. The transcript is spliced from 8 exons. Gene Ontology annotation, biological process: arachidonate metabolic process. The record is from RefSeq and is a predicted model, not a curated record.
GUCUGGGAGCUGCAUACCACAUUGAGUCAAGAAUGGGUCAACCAUUUUGCCCUGUCUUAUGCUCAGGUGUCGCUAAGAGGACUUUAAUAUCAUGCAGGAAUAUGUACACAAUGAUCUGUCUCAAAAGAGACCAAUCCCUUUUUAGACUGGCACUUUGUCCAAACUCAUUCAGGCUUUAUACAUUUAAUAGCAGUGCAAAGCUCUUUACAAGUUAUGCUUCAAUCUUCUUUAAUCUCCGUUAUCUGUGUUUUUAUUCAUUUACUAAUAAGGAGGCAUUUAAAACCAAAGCUCCAGUUGGGAUUUUUAAUGCACCCGUACUGAAAAGUCACCCACUGUCCAGACACUUUAACAUUUACCUUAAGAGGAGACAUGUUGUUGGGUUUGCUGAAAAUGGCAGUUUUGUUGCAACAGUUCCUGAAUAUCAGUACCAGUCACAAAAGCGCAGGUUUAGUCAGUGGUCAGCUGCAACUCAAAAAAAACCAGGAGGUAGCAGCCCAGCACAGUCUUCGAAAUCCAAAGAGAAACAGAAAGAGCCAGAGACUGUUGCCUCCAGCGAUGACAAGUCUGAACUGGAUUUAUUUCACAUCAGCUCUUUGGCUACAGUAUUUGGGGAGACCUUCGAUUAUGUUGCCAAACAUGUCAACUCAGUGUUCUCUUCGGAUGAGACAGGUAAAAAGAAAGACCUAUCAUCUAUGUCCCGGAGGGUGAAGAAGAAGAAAAAAAUCCCAGACUCUGGUGAAAAGCCUCAAGUUAAACAACAUAUACAACAGACAACAAUGGAACACAAAAAUGACUCCAACACCUCUGAGGAAUUAUUCCCUCACACUGCGGAACACAUCAAUAAAUACUUUGGCGCCAGCGAUGAUGUAGAUGAAGCUCACAGUGACAAAGAACUUCCUGUCUCAACAAAACCUACCUCAAAAGCUGCGAGCUUGGAAGACAGUUAUUCUCAGACAUCAACUCAUAUCAAUCAGUAUUUUAGAUCACAAAGUGAACAGAAGGACCCUAAUACAAAGAUAGACCUGGCAUCCUUACAGAAAACAUCUUUGAUGGACGUCUUUCGCCGUCCCACUGCUGCUGCUUCACGUUUCCUGAGGUCAAUGUUUCAGGAGACUGAAGUCACUCCUGCUGUGGCUUUACAAGAGAUCACAAUAAAUAAUAGGUGUGUCUUGACCCGCAGACAUGCAGAGGAGACCACGCUUAGGUUAAUAUUGAGACUAGGACAAGCCUCAACUCCAGACGCUAUGACUGCCUGCAUAGAAGUACUCAAUGAACACCUUAUCCGCUUCCCAGCAUGCAAGUCUUUUAUCUGGCAGGGGACAUCUAUAGUCAACCUGUUGAGACUACGGCGAACUUACAAACACCAUCAAGGACUGCAGGCCGCUAUAAGAGAAGCCUUUGCUCUGAUUGGUUAUGUGGAUCCAGUCAAAGGUCGUGGCAUCAGAGUUCUCUCCAUUGAUGGUGGAGGUACUAGAGGUGUUGUACCUCUCCAGUUACUAAAGAUACUAGAAGACGAGACCGGCAGAAAGAUUUACCAGCUGUUUGACUAUAUCUGUGGAGUGAGCACAGGAGCCAUCUUAGCUUUCAUGUUGGGGCUGGCCCGUGUUUCUCUGGAGGAGUGUACUGAAAUGUACCGUCAAAUUGGAACCGAGGUUUUCAAGCAAAACCCGCUAGUUGGCACCGUGAACAUGGGAUGGAGUCAUUCCUACUAUGAUACCGCAACCUGGGAGAAAAUACUACAGGAGACGCUGGGUUCUGAGCUGCUUAUUAAAACAUCCAGAAACAAGUGCACUCCAAAGGUUGCAGCUAUCAGUGCAGUUGUGAACUGGGGCACAGGCCCUAAGGCCUUUGUGUUUCGCAACUACAGCCACAAACCAGGCUGCCCUAGCCGCUUUUCAGGAGGGUCAAGCCACAAGAUGUGGGAGGCAGUGCGUGCAUCAUCAGCCGCACCUGGAUACUUCCAGGAGUUUCUUUUGCAGAAUGACAUCCACCAGGACGGAGGAAUCAUCAUGAACAAUCCCUGCACCUUGGCGGUCCACGAGAGCCGGUUGAUGUGGCCCAACACACCCUUUCAGUGCGUGCUGUCCCUUGGCACUGGACGCUAUGACGAUGUCAAGAGGAGCCCUUCCACCUUCACGAGCCUUCGAGCCAAUAUCAAUAACCUGAUCUUCAGCGCCACCGACACUGAAGGGGUCCACACCCUCUUGGGCGAUUUGCUGCCCCCAGAUGUCUACUUCCGCUUCAACCCCAUGAUGAAUGCUGACGUGUCCUUGGAUGAGAAUCAUCCUGAGACACUGGAUAAGCUUGUGACGGAUACCCAGGACUACCUGAACAUAAAUCGGUCCAAAGUAGCUAAGCUGUGUUUAGUUCUAAGCACACAGCGCUCAUCUAUGAACCAAGCCAAGGACUGGAUUAGUCAGAGGACUUGGGAAAUAAAGAAGACGCUGAUAUGAUUUGGUGAGCUGCAGCUUUUCUACAUGUCAGUUUGUGCAUUGCUGUGAAGCACAUUUACAAAUGCUACAGAAAAAUAGCAAAAGAAUGUAUGGAAUAAAUAAAAAGAAUAAAUACAA